Yamadazyma jaroonii is the source of this 1158-nucleotide messenger RNA. NCBI's taxonomy places the organism in Eukaryota, Fungi, Ascomycota, Pichiomycetes, Serinales, Debaryomycetaceae. The record is from the annotation of a GenBank genome assembly.
AUGACAGAUUAUACCAAUUCUAAUGAAACUCAUUGUGUUAAAAAUUGUUUCAGCUGUCCUGAAUGUGAAUCAAUGUUAUCAAUCAGGGUCAAGGAUGAUAUGGUUGAAGAUAGAAAGGGGAAGAAAUUCUGUUUUACUUGUACAUUUUGUGAUUAUUCAUAUAACUCCGAAGUCAUACUUAAACCUAAAUCUGUUUGGAAUAUAGUGAAAGAUGAGCAUACUAAACUGGUUAAGGAUGUGAUAUCGUUCAAUAAGGCAAAAAGUUAUUAUACGAACCUACUUAACCUUGAAACAUUAACAGACCAGACAGUGAGAGACUUGAAAUUGGGGAAAGAGGUCUCUAGUCCCAAAAGUUUGGAACAUUUGAAAACAUAUAAUUUGAACAUAGACAAUGCUGACGACACAGAUAAGCUAAAAUACCUCAUAGAUCAUAUGGAGUUUGAAAAAGAUGAAUAUCAGAACGAGCCUCAUCAGAAUAGUGGUGUUAGUAUACUUCAAAAUCCAUUUCCUGUUCCCAGAAAGCUUAUUACUCGAGAAACCAUGAAAUGUUGUGAUUGUAGUCAGGUACUACAAUUACCCAAUGAAGAGAUGAUUUCUACCAAAUUCAUCUGUAAAUUUACCGCAUCUGAUUAUAUUCCUACCAUAAACAUCUCACCCAUGAUAAAUCAUUCCUGGCCAACUUGGCAGAAGGGAAACUUUACUUUAUUAGUGAACAUUAUAAACCCUUUAAGAUCAUCGGUUACAGUUACGCUUUCGUCACCUUCUAGUGUUACCACAGGCAACGGUACCAUUAACACUACAAUUCCCGUUUCAGAGAUCACAAUAGGGCCAUAUAAUGAUAAGGACCAUCCUAUAAGGUCUAUUCCAACACCAUUCUUAACGAAGAGUACGAAACUCUCACGAGCUGAAAUCGUCAUGAGGACAGGAAGAAUUGGGGCUCAAUCAACUAAUCAGAUUGAAAGCUUGAUAGAGAAAAGCGAUAAUUGGGGUUGCUUACCAAUUGAAUUGACUUUGGAAGAUACUUGUGAUAUCAGAAUACCCAUCCACGUAUCAGUGAAGACUAAAUUACCUGAUGCCAUAAAAUCAUUGAAACUUUCAAGACCAGAAUUAUUAUUUGGAUUUUGGACUGUAAUAGAAUUGCCCUGUAAUAGAGAUUAA